Messenger RNA from Phanerochaete carnosa HHB-10118-sp, 1551 nucleotides. RefSeq lists its product as uncharacterized. Gene Ontology annotation, molecular function: zinc ion binding. The record is from RefSeq and is a predicted model, not a curated record. The transcript has a single exon. The coding region runs from base 1 to 1551 and encodes 516 amino acids. Lineage: Eukaryota; Fungi; Basidiomycota; Agaricomycetes; Polyporales; Phanerochaetaceae.
AUGCUUCUUGUUCAUACUACUGAGCAUGCCGUAUUUGUUGGUCUCAUUGCGGAACACCGUGAAGUACUCAUCCAGAUGCAACAAGAGCUCAAUGGCAACACGGAGGCGCUGCAGGGUCUAGCUCUGAUACAUGGCGCCAUGGCACACCUGAACUAUCUUGAGAGUUACUGGGGGACGGAGGCACUGUGGAAAAGCUGGUCUGAUUUUGGGCGGUGCGUGGCGGCUGUUCGUCUUGGCUGCACGAUUGAAGGCGUCCUUCCAACAACCAAUCACCUUGAGUCGUUUAACGGCGUCUUCAAGAACAAGCACGUUAAACGAUGGCAGCACUAUGGCCGCGCCCUUCGUGUGGACGUAUUCACCAGCAUCACGAUCACCAAGGUUCUACCUGCUAUCUUUCAACAACGUGAGCUUGAGCAGCAGCAGAACAUACUAUGGGAGAGGCAACUGUUGCAGCUACCAGGAGGUGCCGCCUUGCUUGCGCAGAAGAAAGGAGCGAAGGCUGGGCAAUUGCUGCCACCUGUGGCAUACAUCACUUCAGACGAAUCGCGCGACGCAGGCACGGCAUUGCUUCUGCAGAACAAGCAAAUCAGCACUCCUUCCUUUGAAGAAACCACCCUUACUUUUGCUUUUGCAUGCUACUCCUCCCUUACAACUCCGUAUGACAAAGAACCCAUAACAUACCGCAUAGAGCUCAGUGUGCAUCACACUGGUUUGUGUUCUUGCCAGGACUUCCUGAACCGUGGUGGUGUCUGCAAGCACAUGCGCGCUGCGCUCCUUGUCCUCGAUAGCUUACGGCACACAAUGAAUGUCCCUGCUGUCUCACUUCCCAGCUCGGAGGACGAAGCUCGCAAGCUUGGGGCUGAAUUGUUGGUGAGCGCUGGCGCCAUCCCGCUGGCGCUCCGCAGUCUGCAAGCCGAUGUUGCUGAACCACCUCGCUAUAUACAGUGUGCAGCUAAUGCUGUACAAGAUGCUAUGCAAGAUGGGAUACCAGAGGAAGGAGAGGAUGUAGAGGCUGAGGGCAAGGAGGGCAAAGAGGGCAAAGAGAGCGAUGAGGACACGGAGGAUGGCCUUUUAGGAGAAGACCCGAGUUCAAAUGGUGAAAGCGUGGCAACAGAAGCAUCUGGUUCCCCUUUUGAUUUCACCACACUCAUGACAAGCUCUAGAGCAGCCGUGCACGAGCAGAGGACGUCCCGCGCACUUCACGAGCUUGAGACGGUCGCUCCAAAGCUUGGCUUGCUGGCCGAGUACCUUGCUACCGGCAAAAUCAGGAACGCUGAUGAUGCCCAGCGCAUUCGUUCACUCAAGGCCAGCGUAGACAAGCUAUCAUCCAGACUUGGACAGCUUCUCCUUGAUCCUUCGUCUCCUGGCGACGUUCACAUUGAUAACGGUCCCUCCGGCUCACAAGGCCCACGAAACUUGGCGGCUACUGUCUCUCUGCGCCCCUCUACACCCCCGGAGCCCUACUACCACUCUAAAUGCUGGCGGACAGACAUUAUUGAUGCGUCACCAGAGAAGAAGCAGAAGAGAAAGCAGUCUUACAGCGUGUACUAA